CAGAACUCGAAACUGAAGAGGACUCCUGUCUGCCAGCUAUCUCCAGUUCCCAAGAUCUCCAGCCAAACUGGUUUGGGAAAAGGAACGAAAUCUGGGUGAGGCUUGAAACGCGCCACUGUCUGGGAGGGAAAAGGGACCGGAAAGGUGAGAGGAAGGAUCCGAAGGCUGAUCUCUGAAUCAAAACAGGAGCCAAGACUUUGCUGUAUUCCCCUCCUUCUCCUUUUUAACUCAACCAGAAUCCAAGAUGGAUACCCCGCUUGAAGAAGCCCUGGGCGUGAUGGUGGAAACCUUUUACAAAUAUUCAGCCAAAGAAGGAGACUGCUACAAGCUCAGCAAAACAGAGAUAAAGGAGCUGCUUUUGGCGGAAAUGCCCAAUUUUGUCAAGGGCAAGAUCAACGAACGCGGUUUUGAAUUCUUGAUGAAGAAACUGGAUGACAACGGAGAUGAAGAGCUGGAUUUCCAAGAAUACGCCGUGUUUCUGGCGCUGGCGGCAUCUCUCUGCUACGAAUUCUUCCAGGAAUGUGCGGACGAGAGCAACCGGAAGCUAUGAAAUGGAGGCUUUGGGGUGGGGGGCCUGGGCAGGAGGGAAUUUGGGGUGUUACGUCUCUUGUGUGAGGACGUCUCUCCCUGCUAGCAAAUAGAGAUUAUUAUUUUUCCCAACACACAACCCUUGUCGAUCGCAACCCAUCUUUGGUUAACGAGUUUGGAAAUGAAUCUCUACUAUGGCUGGCUUGCAAAAUGUAGCAAUGAUGGAUAAAAUUGAUGAUGGAUAAAAAUUGAUGAUGGAUAAAAAUUGAUGGAUAAAAAUGAUGGAUGAAAUUGAUGAUCAAUAAAAAUUGAUGGAUAAAAAUGAA
Molecule: messenger RNA, 854 nt
Organism: Notechis scutatus (mainland tiger snake)
Lineage: Eukaryota; Metazoa; Chordata; Lepidosauria; Squamata; Elapidae
Product: protein S100-A2-like
Molecular function (GO): transition metal ion binding; calcium-dependent protein binding; calcium ion binding
Source: RefSeq, a predicted model, not a curated record